Messenger RNA from Aspergillus welwitschiae, 1555 nucleotides. RefSeq lists its product as uncharacterized. Lineage: Eukaryota; Fungi; Ascomycota; Eurotiomycetes; Eurotiales; Aspergillaceae. Bases 198 to 1211 code for a protein of 337 amino acids. The transcript is spliced from 2 exons. The record is from RefSeq and is a predicted model, not a curated record.
GUUGAUCUGAUGCGCUUUUAUAUGCUUCGCCCGGUCGCUCUUCGUUCUGCAUUAGUUCCUCAGUCUCUCCUUACUUGCUUUUGCGAUAGAAAAAGUACUUCUAUAAAGUUUCUCCCGCGCGACUCGGUCAUUCUUUUACCUUCAUCCCUGACUGCCUGUCACUCUUUCAUCAUCCAUCAUCCCAUCUACCCACGACAAUGUUGUUUCGCCUUCUAUCCGCAACGGGUGCCUUGUGCAUCACUACUGCAGCUGCCGCGGCUCUACCUGCGCCUCGGCUGCAAUCCACCACUGGAUCUCAUCAAAUCAACCUCCCUGCUAUCCCCUGCGCGUUCUCCGACUCGACUUGCACUGAAUCCUUCGACUCUGUUUCACAACUGACCAUCGACUUCUCCACCCAAAAUGGCACCCUUCGAGCCAACCAACAACCCAUCUUCCCAGCUACCGUACCGAUGCAGUUUACAGCAGAUCGCAAGUGGGAGUCAUUCGUUCAGCCGGUCCAGGUCUCCUACGCGUUGGAUGUACGGCCGCUGCCUGCUCGCCCUGGCGCUGAUCUGGGCGAUAUCUACUACCUCAAGCUCCGGCUUUUCGACCAGCACGGUCAAGCUGCCACACAGAACUCCAUCGCAAUCAGUUUAAUCAGAGACGCCCAGGGUGGUCUGCAGCUGGCGAUGAUCGACCCGAACGGUAGCCGCGAUUACGGUCACGGAAACCGUGUAUGGCGGAUGAAGGCCUGGAAGGAACAGCUCGAAACAUACUACAACCAUGCCAAGGAGGCCGUCAAGAACUGCGUCAAGCCUGAACACCCGAAGCACGAACAUGAACAUGAACACUCCCACGAGCACCCUCACAAGAUGGCUGGAUCUUCUUCAGACUCCCACCACCACCGCCGUCCUUCCUCCAACAAGUACUACCCCUCAAGCCAGAGCGGCCACUUCUUCUGGACUGGACGUGAACAGAGCAUCAUGAAGAUCGCCCGUCCGGUCAUCCUCCCCGCCCUGAUGGGAAUCAUGGCUGGUGGAGUUGCCUGCAUUGUUGGAUUCCUGCUGGGUCGUCUCAUCAUCUCUAUCUACUUGUGCGCGGCGAGCCGCCGGCAGCAGCAGCAGAACAUUCCCAUCAUCCGCAUCGAAGAGGGCGAGCCUAUCUCCGAGAAGGAAGCCCUUCUUGAACCCUACAGCGAUCAGGAACCUGAGACGCGCCAAUCAUUCCCAUGAUCUUUCUCUCUUUCUUUCAUUCCUUUCCUUACGUUCUAUCUCUCUCUUUACCCCUCACGUUCACCUGUACAUUACAGCCCUCUCCUUUUGUCUCUGUGUUGACGUUCAUGAUAUCCAAUGUAGCAUAGCAUACAUACCCAUGUGAUUUUUGUCCAUAUGAAUACCAUCCGAAUUAAGAUGAAUCGAUGUGUCCAUCUGAAAUAUAAACCUCUUUCCUACUCAUAGUCUUCAACAAGGCCGGCUGGCCCAAUGGUAAGGCGCUUGACUACGGAUCAAGAGAUUGCAGGUUCGAGUCCUGCGUCGGUCAACUUUUUUGCUCUGUAAAUCUCUGCAAAUGAGUGUGA